GGCAGGUUCGUUUGCGCGCAACCAACGAGCAUUCUAGUGAAAAAGGAACUUUCGUCGCUUAGCGCACGGCUCCUCCGUAUAUGUGUGUGUAUGUGUAUAUGUGUGUGGUGCGCUUAAUCGUACUGGUGUAAAGUUGUUUGUUAUUUUUGCUUUUGGGCAAAUAAUUGUUAUGUUAUUUUUUGAACUUUUCGCUUAGCGAAAUUUCGUCGGCGCGACGGUGAGUGAACCUUGUGCAGUGAAGUGACAGUGUAUAUCGGUGUUUCGGCAUUUCGGUGAAGUUCAAAUGAAAAUGUGCAAAUAAGCGAAGUGAUGGCUGAACGUUAAGCAGCGGAAGCGGCGAUAAAUGAGCGAAUAACGGAAAAAGAACAUUCUUGCCACAUAAUUGCAUUGAUGUACAGCAAUAAACGUAAAUAAAUUGAGGACUUCAAUGUAGAACCACACAAACAAAUUGCUGCAACCAACGAAGCGACGGCGACAUAAAAAAAUACGAGCGCAUUGUGCAUGAGCGCAAUUGUGGGUGAGCGCCGCUGGUAAGCAACAGCUAGUGGCAACAAUGAAGAAAAAUAUGUGGCAUGCAAUGGCAAAUAAUAACAAUUGCGGUGAUGUAAGUGAAUAAGGCCAGCAUAAAAAAUCGCAUUAAUAAAGUGGCAGCAAGCAAACAAUAAAAAAAGUAGGCAAGAAGAGCAGCGCAGAGCAACGAAAAAGGCCAACUAAAUAAAUUGUGUCGCAUGCGAAGUGCCAACAACAACAACAGCAAGUGCGGAGUGAAGUGCCGAGUGUAGUGCAGUGAAGUGCGUUGAAACUUGAGUGUUUUGUUUUUGUUUUUGUAUUUUCUUUUCCACACGAGCAUAAUAUUAUGUCAAGCGGUCGCAGCGCACGCCUGCCACCCACGCCCAGCGCCGCUGCCAACACAGCCGCGAACAAGCCACGAGGCGUACACAACGCACUGCCCGAACCGAAUAGCAACAAUGUGCUGCCGCCCAGCGCUUACGCUCACAUGAAGAGCAACAACAGCAAUAGCAAUAAUGGCAUCGGCGGCAUUGGUAUGGGGGGCGGUGGCAGCGGCGGCACCGGCCUUGGUGGAUUGUCCAUGCUGGGCGGCAUGAAUAUGGCGGGCUAUACGAAUUUUUGCGCCGGCAUGGGCAUGAAUAAUAGUGCGGGCGUAGGUGGUGUUGGUCUGAUUGGUGUUGGCGCUAAUGUUGGUGGUGUGGGCGUUGGUGGUGGUGGUGGUGGUGGUGUUGGCAGCAUUACAACCAUCGAUGCCGCCACUGAGGGCAUACCCAGCGAAACAAUCGAUGCGCUCGGGCCCGAGUUGGCGGUGGCCACGUCGCAAGUGCUGGAGAAUUUGUCGGAGGCGGAGCGCAAAAUGAUAAUCGAAGUUUUGAAUCGGGAUGAGAAUGUACGGCAGCGCGAUGCCACGCGUAUAAUUAUUUGUUACUAUGUUAUGCUGACUAGCGCAGUAGUUCAAGUGUUGCGUAUACGACACGGUGUACGUGUUUAA
Molecule: messenger RNA, 1501 nt
Organism: Bactrocera neohumeralis
Lineage: Eukaryota; Metazoa; Arthropoda; Insecta; Diptera; Tephritidae
Product: glycine, alanine and asparagine-rich protein-like
Exons: 3
Coding region: 857-1501 (214 amino acids)
Source: RefSeq, a predicted model, not a curated record